GACAGAGUGGGCGGGGCUAAGCUUGGAGCUCCUUCUCCGGGUUGAGAUGGCCGGCGUCGCCCUGAGGCUGCGCGCUACCUGGCGCUGUGUCCACCUGAGAAGCAUUCCCAGUCUGAAGUUCCACUCCUCAGCCUCUCCCAUGAUGGGUGCGACGGUGGAGCAGUUCGAGCAGGCCAAGAACAGACUGUCCACGCUGAAGAAGGACCCGGGCAACGAGGCCAAGCUGAAGAUCUACGCUCUGUUCAAACAGGCCACUCGGGGGCCCUGUGACACCCCCAAACCAGGCAUGCUGGACUUUGUCAACAAGGUGAAGUGGGACGCGUGGAAGUCCCUGGGCUCCGUCUCACAGGACGAAGCCCGCCAGCAGUACUGCGACCUGAUUGGCUCCCUGGUGGAAGCAGAGGGUGGGAGCUCCGCCCAGGUGGCUGCAAAGCCUGCUGGGAGCGGGACGACGUACGAGACGCUGCUGGUCUCCACGGAGGAUGACAUCACCACCAUCAAACUGAACCGACCGGCCAAGAAGAACGCCAUCACCACCGAGAUGUACAAUGACAUUAUUGCAGCUCUGGAUCAGGCAGCUAAAGACGACUCAGUCAUCACAGUCUUUACUGGUGCCGGUGAUUUCUACUGCAGCGGAAACGACCUGUCCAACUUCACCAAGAUCCCCGAGGGAGGGGUGGAGGAGAUGGCCCAACAGGGUGGAGACCUGCUCAGGAAGUACGUGAAGGCCUACAUUGACUUCCCCAAGCCGCUGGUUGCCGUGGUGAACGGACCGGCUGUAGGAAUCUCUGUGACGUUGUUGGGCCUGUUUGACCUGGUCUACGCUACGGACCGGGCCUCCUUCCACACUCCCUUCACCCAACUGGGUCAGAGCGCCGAGGGAUGCUCCUCCUACACCUUCCCCAAGAUAAUGGGCCCCGCCAAGGCCAGUGAGAUGCUGCUGUUCAAUAAGAAGCUGUCUGCGGUUCAGGCCUGUGAACUCGGUUUGGUCACGGAGGUUUUCCCCGACAGCAGCUUCCAGUCAGAGGUUUGGAGCCGACUGAAGGAGUACGCCAAGCUGCCCCCCCAGUCCCUGUCCUUGUCUAAGCAGCUGGUCCGGUCGAUGGAGAAGGACCGUCUCCACGCAGUGAACGACGCCGAGGUGAAGCGUCUGACGGAGCGAUGGACGUCAGACGAGUGUUUCAACGCCGUCAUGAGUUUCUUCCAGGCCAAGGCCAAACUGUGAGACAGGAGGUGUGUGUGUGUCUCACAUGUGUGUGUCUCACAUGUGUGUGUCUCACGUCAGCCGUCCACCGUGAAGGUCUGCUAAAUGACUGUAAUGUAAUGUAAUGUAAUGUAAUGUCGCGUGGUAGAAUGGUGUAGGAGGACAGAGGGACUAGUUGACGUCCUUCAUGUGACCUCUUUAGUGACCGUCACGUUAAGAUCAGUUAGUUUUUUACAUCUCGAGCUACUGACAAAGUAAAGAACGUUGUAUCUCAGUGUGGUCUGUCAUCUUCAUCAUCUUCAUCAUCUUCAUCAUGUAAUGAUCACAUGAAGGGUUCUCUGCGUCGACAGUUAAAGUGCCUUUAACUCGUAACGAGGAUUAAAUUCUUUAAUAAUUCAAA
Anoplopoma fimbria (sablefish) is the source of this 1604-nucleotide messenger RNA. RefSeq names its product enoyl-CoA delta isomerase 2 (gene eci2). Gene Ontology annotation, molecular function: fatty-acyl-CoA binding. The coding region runs from base 47 to 1225 and encodes 392 amino acids. The transcript is spliced from 11 exons. The record is from RefSeq and is a predicted model, not a curated record. NCBI's taxonomy places the organism in Eukaryota, Metazoa, Chordata, Actinopteri, Perciformes, Anoplopomatidae.